Molecule: messenger RNA, 2501 nt
Organism: Saccostrea cuccullata (small rock oyster)
Lineage: Eukaryota; Metazoa; Mollusca; Bivalvia; Ostreida; Ostreidae
Product: protein phosphatase 1 regulatory subunit 42-like
Exons: 6
Molecular function (GO): protein binding
Source: RefSeq, a predicted model, not a curated record
AGUACGCUGCAAGUCCUCAACAUUGCUGGAAAUAACUUGGAUAGCAUUAGAGACAUUGAAUGCUUACGCAACUUGUAUCAGUUACAUGCAAAUGACAAUUUACUGACAGACAUGAAGGAGCUUGCUCAUGUUAUUGGAGGCAUGUUUAAGUUGUGGAGGUUAGACCUUAUGGGAAAUCCCCUCUGUCACAAGGCAAAAUACAGAGACAGGGUCAUUGUAAUGGCCAAAAAUCUCGAAGUCCUAGAUGGAAAAGAAAUAAGUGAAACCUCCAGACAAUUCCUACACAGCUGGCACGAUGCCAGGGAGGUGCAGAAAAAGCGUAGAGAGGAAAACAUGAGGAAGGGGAGUGGAGAAUUCGGAGAUGGUGCCCUUUUACGGGAGUUACCACCUGUUAAGGAUUAUCCUCGCCUCCCAAGCAAGAUUCCCGGAUACAUGAUGCCUGGUUUACCCAGGAAGCAAUUUGACGAAAUUCUUGCAAGAACCAACAGCAACCUUGCCGAGGACUCUUCCCAGAAACAUUCCGCCUCUAUGAAGACUCGAAGUGGGAUCUUGCGAUCCAACACUAUACAAAUAUCAGGCCUUCAGAGGGUAUUUCCCCUUUCUCGCUCAAUGACAAGAUUGCCUCAGCACCUGCCGGACGCCGGAGGAGGCAACCGCUUACUAUGAGUUUUGAAUUUGGAAAUCUUGAUCAGAGUCACCACAUUCAGAGAAAUGACAUCAUCAACCCCUCAUAAACCUUUAUUACACUGGUCACCCCGCGGGAUUUUGCCAGUUACACUGUACAUGUACCGUCCACUAGAGUUAUGUUUUUUUGUGUUCAGCUUCAACUCUACUCUAACUUAAUUGAUGGACUACUGUUUAUACAUAGAAACAAUUUUUAUUGAAUAAUGAUACUAAUAUGUUUGUGAAUUUUGCUCAAAAUGUUAUUGUUCAGAAUUCUAGCCUAGUUUGAUGAAACAUUUUCCUGCUUUCAUUAGAUAUUCUUUGUAAUCGUGAUAUUUCCAUAUAGAGAACAUGCUUCCAUUUGCCUCUGUAGUUGUUGAGGAGGUAUAUAAUGUUGAAUGGGCUUGGUAACCCUAAGUUCCAUUAAUAUAUUCAGAUGAUGUGACUAACAUUUUAGUUAAAUUUGGGGUAUUUAUUUUACUACAUGUAUUUUGAAAGCAUCAGUAUUAGAAUAUUAAACUAUUUCAUAAUUAAACCUUUAUGCACUGUGUUUACAGACACUUGGCAUUGUCUCAUGUUUUUACAUUUUUAUUGUUUAUUGCAUGUUGAUGAAACUUCAGCUAAUUGUUGUGUUUUAUAGUUUUGAGCAUACAAUAAUUAGAGUUGUGUAUUUAAUACUGUGUUAAAUAACACUGAUAAUCACUUCUGAUUCAACUUUGAUGAAGCCUUUUCUGUGAUGCACAUGCUUUCUUUUUGUUUUUUGGAUCUGAUUAAUGUCUGUUUGUUUGUACAUGCACUGUAAGUAUAUUAAAUUUUCUUUUUUGAGUCAUGCAUACAAAGUAAAUUAAUUGAUUCUUUGUUGUAAUAUAUGUGGCAUAGCAUUAUCUUUUUUAUUUGUGACAUGUACAGUAUUUAAAGUGCUACUUGGACAAGGUCCAAAUGAGUUUUCAUGCAUAUGUUUCUGUCAGACAAAGUAUUUUAUUUAUUAUUGACUUUUUCCAUCUUUUUUUCUUGGUCACCGAUAAAUGUUCAUGUCAGGGCCAAUGAAACAUUUUUUUUCUUUUUAUUAAAUUUAAUUUUUGAAUUGUCCAUUUGAAAUGUGUAUGCUGCAGAUCAGGAAUGUAAACUUUUUGCACUGAUUAUUUUUGCCCAAAUGCAUUUAGAAUUUAAAGCAGUCUGCCCAUAUUUAGGUUCGACUAAUGGCAAAUUUUUGUUUUGGGAAACUGUCUUAACUGUGGCCAAAUUUUGAUAAUAUUUUGAACAAUGAUUACUUAUAUUUACCCGGUAUAUUUAAAUAUGCAAAAUGAAAGUGCAUAAAUAUAAAAUACUGAAAAAAAAACUGUCAAGUGCCCAUUAUGCAUGUUUAUCUCUCCUUUGUGUCUAACGUACAAAGGGGGAGGGGGCUUUAAUUAACAUAAUUAAUGUUAAUUAAUGUUAAUUAACAGAUUAACAUCGAAAUCUGCCUCAUGUAUUUCAAAUGAAACAUUGUUUUUAGCACAAACUGUGAAGUUAAACAUUUCUUGUUAACUUCAUUAUUAUAUGGUUUGCUGGAAUGUAACUUUCAGCCUACAACAAUUAGAAAUUUAUUAAAUGGCUACUGUUAACACAAUUUCUACCAACAAAAAAUUGCAUUUAGUAUAAUUUAGAUCAUAAAUUCUACCCUUGCUAGCUGUAUUUAACCUUUUGCAAGCUAGAUGUACACAUUUGGCUAGAUAAGGGAUCAAAACUUGCAUUGAUAUGGCUUUUAAUGUACAGAACUGCAUUUGGUCAAACAAGCUCUUUCUUGACCAUUCUCUGUGAUGAAGAAUUAAUGUUGAAUAUUAUAAUGCAUCUUUGUA